UCCCCUCCCAAUCAUGUGAUUCGGAUGCUCCAAUCCCCUCCCAAUCAUGUGAUUCAGGUGCUCCAAUCCCCUCCCAAUCACGUGAUUCAGGUGUCCCAAUCCCCUCCCAAUCAUGUUAUUCUGGUGUUCCAAUCCCCUCCCAAUCAUGUGAUUCGGGUGUUUUUCCAAUCCCCUCCCAAUCAUGUGAUUUGGGUGCUCCGAUCCCCUGCAUAUCAUGUGGUUCAGUUGUCCCAAUCCCCUCUCAAUCAUGUGAUUCAGGUGUCCCAAUCCCCUCCCAAUCAUGUGAUUCAGGUGUCCCAAUCCCAUCCAUAUCAUGUGAUUCGGGUGUUCCAAUCCCCUCCGUAUCAUGUGAUUCAGGUGCUCCAAUCCCCUCUCAAUCAUGUGAUUCAGGUGUCCCAAUCCCCUCUACAUCAUGUGAUUUAGAUGUUCCAAUCCCCUCCACAUCAUGUGAUUCAUGCUCUUCAAUCUCCUCCAUAUCAUGUGAUUUAGGUGUUCCAAUCCCCUCCAUAUCAUUUGAUUCAGGUGUUCCAAUCUCUUCCCUAUC
This is a messenger RNA of Staurois parvus, 544 nucleotides long. The record is from the annotation of a GenBank genome assembly. NCBI's taxonomy places the organism in Eukaryota, Metazoa, Chordata, Amphibia, Anura, Ranidae.